Molecule: messenger RNA, 3816 nt
Organism: Plasmodium yoelii
Lineage: Eukaryota; Apicomplexa; Aconoidasida; Haemosporida; Plasmodiidae
Product: golgi protein 1, putative
Exons: 1
Coding region: 1-3816 (1271 amino acids)
Source: RefSeq, a predicted model, not a curated record
AUGAUUUCCUCGAAAUCAAUAAUAUUAUUAACACUUUUUACUUUUAUUUGUAAUACAUCAGAAAUAUAUACUUUUAAAAAUGACUGUGAUUUCAAAUUUAAUGUGAAAUUAUUAAAUGAUGUUUACGACAAAUAUAAUGGGGAACCCAUCAAUGGGUACGAAAACAAUGAAAAUUAUUGCACAAAUUUAGAAAGUUUAAAUCCGAUUAAAUCUUUUUGGGCACUAAAAUUGAAAUCUCUAUGUACAGAAGAAACCUCGAUUUUGGAUAAAGAAGUAUUUGUUAAUGUAUGCAGUAAACAAUAUUCUAGUCCCCAUGUUACUAUAAAUGAUAUAUCACUAGAAAAUAAAACUACCAAUAUCGAAUUUGUAUGUGCCCAUUUCUUAUAUAACAAUAAUAAAGAAAUUAUAAAAUGUAUUAAACAUAAAGUUUUAGGUAAUUAUUUAGAUUCAUAUCAUAUUGCAUUUGAUUUAUCAAUGCCUCAUGAAUUACUUAAGCAAUCAAAUCAUAUUGAAGAUGUAUUAAAUUUUAAAGAUCUAGAAAAUUUUCCAAUAGUUAAAAGAAUAGUUGAUGAUGCAACAUGUAGAAUACAUUCAAGUAUACAUAUUAUUAUGGAUAAACAUGAUUUUUAUUUAUUGAAAUCCUUAAUUGGAUUAUGUACAAAAUUAGGGUUCCACACCCAAUUCAUAAUAACAGAUAAUAUACACCCAUUGUUGUAUCCUUUAUUUAAAGAUAUAUCAUAUAGUUUAAGCUCAUUAAAUUUUGCAAUUCAAAACAGUAUAAUAUUUUAUACACGAUAUGAGUAUUAUUUAUAUAAUCUUAAAAUAUCAGACAUUGAUCAUGUAUUAGGUUCUUAUAUAUCACCUUCAUCGUUAGUUUUAAAUCAACAUAAUUCUUAUGUUACAUGGUUAGGAUUAGAUAAAGAUAAUGAUAUAUAUAUGAAGAAAUUUAACGAGUUGUAUAAAAUUGUUGGAGAAGCUCAAUAUAUAGAAAGAAUAAUACAUUGUUAUAGUAAAUAUACAUCAAAAUAUUAUGAAGAAAGUAUAAAAUAUUUUUUAAAAUAUAUACCAGAAAAUAAAAGAGAUUCUAUGAAAAAUAAUCCCAAAAUAUUUAUAUAUAUAAUUAAUGGGUUAUGUAAAGAUAUUCCAUCUGUUCAUCAAUGUGCCAAAAAAAUUAUUUCAUUAGAAAGUAUAUAUGAUCUUUAUUUUAAAAAUUUUAUGAUCAAUUUUCUAUAUUAUAAUGUAGCAUGUAUAUUUAAUUGCUCUGGACCAAACAUAGGUAAUAUAAUAAAUGAUGAAGAAUUAUGGGAUGUUCUAGUAGAAUAUUUUUCCAAUAGUUAUUUAGUUAAUUAUAAAAAAACUAAAAAUACAAAUAUAAUCAAUAGAAUAACUGGUGCUACUACAAUAAGUGAUCAAAAAGAAGAUCAGUCCUCAGAAGAAUAUAAACAACUUGCAAAUGCAUUCUAUAACAAUUAUGAUUAUGAUUAUUUAUAUAGUGCAAAAUGGAAAAAUGAACUCAAAUUAGAUGAUGAACUUUCUAUUUUUACUCCAUCAGAUGAGGCUAUUGAAUAUGAAUUUUAUAAUUAUACUUUUCAAUCACUUGACUUGGGAAGUUAUGUAUUUUUUAUACUUAAAAAUGAAGUAGAAGAGGACAAUAUUUGUAUAAUGUCAUCUUUCAUAGAAGAGAAUGGAAAGAAAUAUUCUCGUACUAAUAAAUAUAUUUCUGAUAUUUUUAAUAAAAAUAAUAAAAGAUUGCUUUCUUAUGAAAGUAAUGGAAAUGAGGAUGGGCUAAACAAUAAUGAUGAAGAAAAUGGUGGUGAUGAAAAUAGUGGCGAUGGAAAUGGUGGUGAUGAAAAUGGUGGUGAUGAAAAUGGUGGCGAUGAAAAUGGUGGUGAAGAAAAUGGUGGUGAUGAAAAUAGUGAUGAUGAAAUUGAUGAUGAAGAAAAUGGUAGCGGAGAAAAUGGUGAAGAUAGUGGAAAUAAUUUGAGCAAUUUCAACAUAUUUGAUGACCUAUUAGGAGGAAAAAAUGGAAAUAGUUUUAUGGAUUUAUUCCAAAAUAACAAGAUAUUUGAUCAUUUAUAUAAUCAUAAUGAUGAAGACGAAGACGAUGAAGAAGAUGAAUCUAAUUCUGAUCCUGGCGAAGUAUAUGAUGAAGAAAAAUAUAAAAUUGAAACAGAUAAUGGAUAUGUAUAUCCACUAAGAAAAGAAUACACAUUAAACGAAUUACAAGAAGUUCAUAAAGAAGAUCCAAGUGCUAAUGAAUUCGAUUCUAAAAUAAGACGACAUUUUUUUAAUAGCAAACUGUCAGGGAAAGAAGUUUUCUUCACUGUUAAAGAUGUUCCUUCAAAAAUUAAAAAUCUUUAUAAAUAUUAUUAUGAAAUAAAAAAAAAAUCGGAUAAAUUUAAUAAAGUCGAUGAGGAGAAAUAUAACAGUCUAAUUGAACUUUCUAAAAGUGAUCCAGAUGUAUUUUCAAAAGUUAACAUCGAAUUUGUUUGUACCAAAACAGGCAAAUGGCCAAUUCGUGGAGUAAGUGGAAGAUGGUUAUCUGAUGUUUUAUGUGAAGCAAAAUUUGUUCCACAAUUGAUAUAUAAUCAUGAAUAUGCAGAUAAAAACAAGGCCAAUGGUAAUAUUAGUGGGUCUGGCGAAUUAGACACAAAUCUCUAUUCUUUGAAAAAGGAUACUAGAUUGAUUGGUAUUGAAUUUGAAACUCAUAAACCUCAUAGAUGUGCUAUUAGCUAUUUGGCAGAUGAAGGACAAAAAACAUUAAUACCAGUUUCUGCAAUGGAUUUAAUUAAAGCAGCAGUAGGAUAUUGUAUGUUACAUGGUUUUAAAACAAUAUGGUUAGCUGAUUCGGCUUUUGACAUAAAUACAAAUAUUUAUUUAAGAUAUACAUCGAUUUUAGAACAUGGAAUAACAUAUUAUGAACAAAGUGGUUUUGAAAUUUAUAACCAAACAAGAUUAAUACCAAAACUAGAAUAUAUUGCAUCGGGUAUGAAUAUUGAAAAUAAUACGAUUGUGUCUGGUACAUAUAAAAAUAAAUAUAAUUUAAUAAGUUUUCCAGGAACCGAUUUAUCUUUUCAUUUAUUAAUGUCAAAAAAAGUAAAAAACAUUAUUCAUAAUUUAAAAUUUGAUUGUCAUGAUUGGGCAUUUAAUGGUUGUGGAGAAUAUUAUAUAUUAAUGAAUAAACAUCCAUUAAAAAAAUAUAAAGAUAACAAAUAUGAUACAAUAAUUUUAGAUAGGGAAUAUUCACAAGAAGAAAAAGAAAAAAUGUAUCAAUGUGCAUUUAUGCAUGAUCGUACAUUUAUAGAAUUAAAUAAAAUGUUCCCAAAAGAAUGUACAUAUAAUUCAAGAAUCGGUGAUUGUCAUAAAAAAGUAAGGAAAAAUAUUCCUUGUUAUGAUAGUCAUUCAUGUAGAUAUUUAAUUUAUUUAUAUAAUUAUUUUUAUAAACCCCAAAAUCAUAAAAAUUUACUUAAUGAGCAUUUUAUAAAAGUAUCUGAAAAUUUAACAAGAUUAGCAAGGCCAUAUUAUUUGCAAUCUAUUUUAUCACUAGAACAUGAUAUAAAUAUUAAAAAAAGUAAAAAACAAGAUACAAGUUAUGAAGAUAUUGCAUUGUUUAUUUUGAAAAAUUCUAUAUUUUAUGUUACUUGGGUUACUUCUAGUGAAUAUUGGAAAAGAUCGAUGUUUGUUCAAGACAAUAAUCCAUUUACUACUAGCAUUGAAUCUUAUGAUGUAAAAAAAGAAUUAUUUUGUCCGGUUGCUUAUUCCCACGAAUAUGUAGGUCAUAUGCUAGUCCAGUUUAUGAAAUUCCCAAAAAAUUAA